Saprolegnia parasitica CBS 223.65 is the source of this 630-nucleotide messenger RNA. RefSeq lists its product as hypothetical. Bases 1 to 630 code for a protein of 209 amino acids. Lineage: Eukaryota; Oomycota; Saprolegniomycetes; Saprolegniales; Saprolegniaceae. The record is from RefSeq and is a predicted model, not a curated record. The transcript has a single exon.
AUGGCAGCGCCUCUCGACGGCGACGAUACGCUCAACCUCAGCGGGCUCUCGAGUACAGACGAGGACGUGCUGCGAGAGAUGCUCGACUACCUCCAGAUCGAGUGGCCGCUGCCAGCAUCAUCCGCGCCGCCCGCGCCGCGGGUGCCGAUCGAGACGCCGCAAUUGCAGUGGGACCCGCAUCAUUGCACCGAGACCAUCACACUCGAAGACGACUACAUGGUUGCAAACAAAGCCGUGCGUGGGGAUGGCGAAGUGCUUGCCUCGAUGCCAGCGACGUCAUUUGGAGUGCUCGUUCGCCUCGGGAGCGAUGUCGAAGUCGGGUUUAUGCCCUUGCACAAGGUUGCGUUUGCACAGGACUCGCGCAAGACGCCGCCUGGUUGGUUCUUUCGGUGUUCGAACGGCACGGUGCGGUCGCAGACCGAGCCCCGCAAUAUUCCUGUCGUGUCGUCGAAGCCGAUGAACUUGAUCUUCCUCCAAGUGACGUGGCACAAGGACCAAGAACGCAUCUCGUUUGCUAUCGACGGCGUCGCUCUCUCAGCGGGGCUGCACAACGUACCGAAAGAUGCCACCUUGUACCCGUGUCUGCGCUUCGCAUCGAGCUGGGCUACCGUCAAGCUACUGCCUGUAUAA